Seminavis robusta is the source of this 2202-nucleotide messenger RNA. Lineage: Eukaryota; Bacillariophyta; Bacillariophyceae; Naviculales; Naviculaceae. The record is from the annotation of a GenBank genome assembly.
AUGUCUACGAACUCUGCUGGUCAUCACCAAAUCAAUGUUGAAGAAACGACAACCACGGAUCGAGAGGAUCUCAGUGAUACCCAGCUUGAGAAGGGUAUUGCUGCCAACGAGGAAACCCACAACAACAUUGGACGGACAAUCAAGACGGCCGAGGAAGGGAUCACGCAGGAAGAACUCCUCAAACGGUCCGCGCAAAACAAGAGGAACAAUGGUACUCCUGUUGACGCUUUCCCGUCACCUCGAGGUGCCCAAGAGAUGCAGGAGGCACCAGGAGUGACAGAACUCCUCAAUACUACCAAUAAUAAGAAUAAGAAUGAGACAGCUCCUGCAGGAGAGAAGAAACGAAAUCCAGUUGUGAUUGGAGCAGCUAUUGCGGUACUAGUUUUGGUGAUCAUCUUGGCGAUUGCCAUUCCUCUGGCGGUUCGUGGAGGUGGACAGGAAGAUGAUCCAUCACUGGGAACCAGUGCAACCCAAGGUGAAAUCUCCGAUCCAGUGCUGACACAAGUACCAACGCAAGCGCCAACACUCAAAGUUGACCUAGAUGCUGGGGUGCUGCUCCCCAAUGCCGCCAAUUCCACCUUGGAAUUGAUUUCUUUGGAUCAGGGAUCACCCCAGUACAAAGCUUUCACCUGGCUGACUCAAGAUCCCAAUCUCCAGCUGUACAAAAGCUGGAAAUGGGAACAGAGAUUUGCUUUGGCCACUUUCUUCUACGCAUUCCACGGUCCAGCAUAUUGGUCAUGGCUUAGCUAUGAAAUAGAGGAGUGUGAAUGGGGUGAGAGUUUCGCCAUAAAACAUGUGCAUUGCAACGAUGAUGGCCAUGUAAGACGAAUUACAGUGGGGGAAGCCCAAGCCCGAACUCUUUUCAUUGGAUCAAUCCCGCCAGAGCUCUCAUUCCUUGGUCAGUUGGAAGAAGUGGACUUGUCCGGGAAUCCCCAAAGUAUACCCAUAUUGCGUCUGCUACCAUCAAGUUUAUCACCAGAGUCAUUUCCGUCACUGAAAGUGAUUGGCUGUACUGGUUGCUCUCUCCGAGGAAGUAUCCCUGCAGAGCUCUGUGACUGGACCCAACUACACACCUUGAGGUUGGGAACAAACUGGCUUAGUGCGAUACCAGUGGAAAUCCAGCAGAUGACCCAACUUCAAGUGCUGACUCUGGAUACGAACAUUCUAACUGGAACAAUUCCAUUAGAGUUGACUCAGCUGGACCAGCUUCAAACUUUGACAUUGUCAAUUAACAGGCUGUCCGGAAUGGUCCCUUCCGAGUUUGGCUUGAUGACAUCAUUGACACUCUUGGGCUUGUCUGAAAACAGGGAAAUGUCGGGCACCCUCCCAACUGAACUUGGAUUACUGACAUCCCUGGCUUUCUUGAACAUGAGUGCCACCUUAUUAUCAGGUGAUAUUCCAUCGGAGCUGGGGUUGCUGACAUCAUUGACGGAGUUGGCCUUGCAUGACAGCAAUUUAUCCGGAAUAGUGCCAAGCAGUCUUUGUUCCAACCCAGACUUGUUGCAGAUACAAGUCGAUUGCGAUUCAGUGGAUUGUACAUGCAGUCAAUGCAAAUGCAUCACAAUGUAGCAGCGCUCUUCCAAUCCCUGAGCGGUCGUAUACUAUACAGCAUAUAUUAUAUUUGUCCCAACCCAUACACCAAAAGUCAUUGGUAGCCAUUCCUGGCUGGCUUUUCUGGUCCAGGUUCUGCACGAGCACCACGGACAAUGCAUGCUUUCCUCGAUUACAGUAUAGAUUUGUAACUAUCACGAUCAUCACUAUCAAUUCGUUCACUCCAUCAAAGCAUGCAGAGUUCUGAGUCGUGCUGUCAUGACCUUCUUCUUGAUGGAUGGCUUGGUUUGAACGCCGGCUCCAUCCACGCAUAGGGGUUGGCAUGGGCAAUCCAGUACACGGUACCACCUCCAACAGAUAAAAUGGCAGCUGGGAACUGAACUUAUUAUAUACUUGCAAACAAGCACACGCAACUAACUCAAAUCGAAGCAGGAUCGUACGUACAAUGCAUUGACCUGAAUUCAGGGAUCCAUCAAGGAGUGCCAUAGCACAGCACCACCAAUGUAAAUGAUCUACUAGUCACUUGACGGACACCCUUCAAAUUCUAUGCGUUGUUUUCUUUUGGUACUAACCGUCUGUGGUCUUGGAUGUGGCGAUCGAGGGAAGACCUCAAAUUGAAACUACAGUUGCUUAAAACUUCUUAAAAUGAUG